Olea europaea var. sylvestris is the source of this 3441-nucleotide messenger RNA. RefSeq names its product UPF0481 protein At3g47200-like. The record is from RefSeq and is a predicted model, not a curated record. NCBI's taxonomy places the organism in Eukaryota, Viridiplantae, Streptophyta, Magnoliopsida, Lamiales, Oleaceae. The transcript has 2 exons. Bases 2118 to 3419 code for a protein of 433 amino acids.
CCUGUCCUGUGGUCUGGGGCUGAAAUUUCCUGGAAACUACCAGUAUGGAUAUUUAGUAAUCAAAUCCCUUUGAACCCUUUUUGUUUUUCCUUUACAAAUCUUGACAAGGCACAUAUUUCUUCAUGAGCACCUUCCAGUUUUUUUCUUCAUAUCUGUCUCAUAAAUCUCAAGAACUUUCAUUAAUUUGCACUUUCCAGGGUUGUAACAUUUAUUCCAAGUAAUGAAGAAGGAUUCAUAAAGAUGGCAACCCGAAAAACCGAAAGGGGACAUGGAUAUCUCCACAUCUGGUUGGACGAUAGGGACUGCGCUGAAAUGCCGAAUGGAUCAUUGUUUGCAUUCGCAUUGCCUCAAGCAACAUGAUUUGCGAAAUUAUUGAACGAGAAUUCAUGGUUUUCUAAGUGAAAUGAUUAUCUCUAGGGGAUGUUUCAGUUCCCUUUUCGGUUAUGAAAAUGCCCAAUUUUCUCUUUGAUACAUUUAGAGGAUCUAUUGACUUAGUCAUCAGUAAAGAAGAGGAAACUGCUAGUGUGGAAGCCGCUCCCACUUCUUUAACAGUUGAAAUUUAAAACCCAAAAUAGAGAAGGAUUGGAUUAUAUAUUUUCUUGUGUCCACACAAGAAUCAUUCGUGAGCAGUAGACUAUAAUUUAUCUACUGGAUAAUUAAAAAUACCAGCAGUCUGAGUCUUAAAAAUUAAUCAUCUGUAAUAAACACCCUCGCACAAUGUAUGGCCGGCCCGUGUGAAUUUAAAAAUUCCGACAUGUGGUACCCACCUCUGUUGUGAGUAGUAGGUAAAAGAUUUGGUAAAAAAAUUCGGUACGUGUAGUAUUGUCCAUAUUAGAUAAAACUACAUAAAGCUUGUUUGGCACAGGGUUUUCCAAGGGAAAAAUGAUUUUUCUAGGAACUUUUAGUUAAAAGCAAGGAAGAGUUUUUAGACUGCGAGGUUGAAAAUAAUUUUGAGAAAAAAUAAUUAAAAAAAAAAGAAAUUCUUUCAUAAACAAGCUUUAAGAAGCAUCAUGAUAAGUGUAAUAAUAAUAAAUUGUGCAAGUGGAUGGAUAAUAAUGCUGUGAAACUACUAAGAAACUUCGCGAUUCAAUGCCGUGUACAAAUUGCAUAUUAUUAGUGGAAUGUACACAAAAGUUAUAAUAAUGUGAGGAAACUACCAAGAAACUUCAAAUAUUGAGAAAGUUAUGAGCCAACUGUAAAGUCAGGGCUGAAAUUUCCUGGAAACUACCAGCGUGGAAAUUUUGUACUUAACCCAUUUGAAAACUUUUUUGUUUUUCUUGUAUAUAUCUUGACAAGGCACAUAUUUCUUCAUGAGCACCUUCCUAAUUUUUUCUUCAUAUAUAUGUCUCAUAAAUCUCAUCAAUUUUCAUUAAUUUGCACUUUCCAGGUUAGUGACUCUCUUUCUGCCCAAAUUUAUUUUUUAGGUGCAUGACCUCCUAAUAGCCGAGUAAGUUGGUAUUCCUCUCUAACUUGCAGAAAUUCUAUUGUGUGCAAUUACAUUUACAAAAAAGUUUGUCCUUAUUUGAUUUGGGUGAUUUUUUAAGAUUAGCAUUAGUCUAUUCUUGAAAGUAAAUCAUAUUCCAUAAAUAAGAUACCUAUCUAUUGUGAUCAUAUGACAAGGGAAGAGUUCUUCUAUUGAUCGGCCCGAGUUGGACUUUCAUUGCUUCGAUUUGAAUUAUCCGGUGAAUGUCUUAUGUAUAUAUAAAAAAGAUGGUGAAUCAAACCUAUUUUUCGAUUCAAUAAAAGCUCAAAUAUGUGAAUAGGGUCUCAAAUAACGAGAGAUAUAUAUAAAACAGAUCCGAUUACACCUAUUCUUAAUCUUGAAUGUAAUGAAAUGACGUAGAGAUCACUAUGUAAACAUAUACAUUCUUUAGAUGUACAAAAAAUCGAUAGUGAUAGUUUCGUUUUAUUUUAGUAAGAAAAGAUCCAGAACAUUUCAGUAUUAAAAUCUUGCUUUAUGCUACGUCUUAGUGGCAAAAAACUUGUCUAUUAUCUUGUCUAAUGCUCUUUACCAUACAUGCAUCAAAGAUCCGAAGGAUUAUCUCCUUUAUUAUCAUAUUUGUCGAUACAUUUGAAUAAUCGUAAUCUUGAGUGCAGACUUUGGGUUAAAAAUAGGGAUGAACACUGAGUACAUGAUAAAGAUGUCCGAAACAAGAGAUCAUGUUGCUGUUCGAAUUGACAAUAUACUUCUCGACUUGCCUUCUACACCCUCAAAGCCUUCUAUCUUUAGAGUCAAUGAUGAUUUACGCAGAACGAAUGAGAAUCUUUAUGAUCCAAAAGUACUCGCAAUUGGUCCUCUUCACCAUGGUAAAGAUCAAGUAUGCAAGAUGGAGCAGCAAAAAUUCAGGUAUCUAAAGCUUCUUCUUCAACGAAAAAAUGAAUUCAGUGUUGACAAGUAUGUCAUGGCAAUAAGAUCAUUCGAAGAAAAAGCGCGCAAGUGUUAUGCCGAACAUAUCAACUUUGACCAAGAUGAGUUUGUGGAAAUGCUGAUUCUUGAUGGAUUCUUCAUCAUUGAGUUACUUCGUAAACAUGGAAUCGAAGAAUUCAGGGACAAAGACGACACUAUUUUUCAAUACGAACAGAUUCUCAGCCGGCUGCGUCAUGAUUUAUUUUUGGUUGAAAAUCAAAUUCCGUUGUUUAUUCUUGAUCAAUUGUUCAGCAUGACAAAAACCGGAAAUCCAGAUGAUAAUAUCGACUAUUUAAUCCAUCUUUUUAUUGAUGAUAUUUCCCCAUGGCCUGAUAUUUCAGAAGCAACUUUAAAAUUACCAAUCAAGAAUAUAGACCACCUUCUUGGCCUAGUACAUAAGAUUUGGUGUUCAUCAUUCGCCAAGAUGGUGUCAUUUGGACCUGAUAAAACUGAAGAACAUAAAGUUCUUGCUGUAAAUUCUACCAAUGAGCUGGAAGAGGCUGGAAUAAAGUUUGAAAAGGAUACGAAAAGUAAUGGUUUAGAUAUUAAAUUCAUCAACGGGGUUAUGAAAAUCCCAGGUUUGCAUAUUUCAGAUGAGUCUGAGACACUCUUCAGAAAUAUGAUAGCAUACGAGCACUGCUUUCCCGAUGAUCACGCAAAAUGUAUCACAGACUAUGCAUUCUUUAUGCAUUGUCUCAUUAAUUCCUCAAAGGAUGUGGAAGCAUUACGCCGUGUUGGAAUCAUUACAAAUUUUCUAGGUGAUGAUGGAAUGGUCUACCACAUGUUCAACCGAAUAGGCAGAUAUAUCCCGACGUCUUCUGAUUUCUGCUACCAACAAGUAUUUGAAAAAGUGAAUAGACAUUGUGGUCAACGCCGGAACAGAUGGAUGGCGAACUUAAGGCGUAACUACUUCAAUACUCCGUGGGCGUUUGUUUCUUUUUUUGCUGCUGUUAUGUUGCUCAUCUUUACAUUGACACAGACUGUAUUUUCUGUUCUAUCCUAUAAAAAGUGAAAUCAACAGUUUUUAAAGAUUU